AUGGCAGCUUUUCAGAAUGAGCAGCUCGGGAAAGGGCGUAGUUCAAGGUCCUUCUCUCUGGAUGAGUUGAUAAUGGGUACUAACAACAGUAGCAUCGUGUCCAAGCGCAGCGUGGAAAAAUUAUAUUAUCCCGGAGAACCACAUUACUUUCGCUAUUUUGUUAAAAAAUUUCAACGACGCGCGCCGCUCAUAAAUCGUGGGUAUUGGUUGAGACUCAGGGCUAUUGAUAUUAUAGUUCAACAAUUCCUCCAAGAACAUCGGGACGAUAAGAGGGUCGUUAUAAAUCUCGGUUGUGGUAGCGAUGUUCUUCCAUGGCGACUGAAUUCCCGAUACGCAGCGCUUUGCGAGGAUGUUCAGUUCGUAGAUAUUGACUAUCCCAACCUGAUGCGCAGCAAGCGCUCAAUCGUGUUGGAGACUCCAAUAUUGAGGGACAUUCUAGAGGAAAAUUACAGCACAAGCAUAUCAGAUGAUGAUCUGGUGCUACUGCGAAGUGAUCGGUAUUGCCAGAUCGGAUGCGACCUUCGUGAACUUGGAAAGUUGAGGGAAUCGCUGGACACGUUCGCUGUCGGCAGCCAUGUUCUCUUUGUCGCUGAGGUUUCCAUAACAUAUAUGGACACGGAGUAUGCUGAUUCCCUGAUUCAGUGGGCAGGCGAGGUUGGAAAUUCCCAGUUUUGCCUGCUGGAGCAGCUACUCCCUUGCGGCCCAGAGCAUCCAUUCGCAGUCACCAUGCUCGAACAUUUUCGCAGACUAAAUACGCCACCAAAAUCAGUACUAAAAUAUCCCACGCUCCCGGCUCAAGUCAACAGAUUCAUAAACCGAGGAUUCAGGAGCGCCCAGGUUUGGGACUUAUGGGAAGCAUGGUCGAGCGACAAGUUUGUUAGCGAACCUGAAAGAGCAGCCCUGGAUGAAAUUGAACCCUUCGAUGAGUGGGAGGAAUUCGCCUUAUUUUGCCGACACUAUUUCAUCAUUCAUGCCUCAAACGCGAACCUCGACGCUCCAGCAUCGUGUCAAAAAAGAAUCAGCAAGCAACCCGUGGAAGGAAACCUUGAACUAUAUGCCUCGGCCAUAGAAAAAGUUCCGGAAGGGCCAAAGAGGCGAUAUGGGGAUGCUUUACGUCUGAGAAACCCUGCCGGAGGAAAGUUUGCGAUCAAUGUCAUGGGAAUAGGAACUUCUGGACGAGAAGGAUCGUGUGACAUUUUUAGCCUUGACAAGCAACCCGAAGCCCCAGCGCUAUGCCUGACUGGUCCCGCUCCUCGCAUGGGUCACACUUUGACAGACUUGGGAGAGUUUGGCGUCCUCCUCGUUGGAGGUCGCAGUUCACCAGCCAAUGCUUUAUCAGACUGUUGGAUUCUCAAGAGAGGCACGACAUGCGAGUGGAAACCCACCUACCAUCUCCCUGUCCCCUUAUUCAGGCACUCUUCCAUCCGAUUGCAUGGAACCUGUCUCGCUCUGGUUGCUGGUGGGAAAACAGGACCAUCAUCAAUCUCGGCGGAAUUCUACGUCUUUCAUGCUUCAAAGGGUUGGUUCAAAUGCCAGGUUGUUGGAUCCAAGCCUCCGCCCACUUUCGGAGGAAUUUUGUGCAAUAGCAAUUAUCGCGGCAGACCAAAUGAUCUGUACACCGGUUUGCUUGCCGGCGGCAUUGGUCAGGAUUUCCGGAUCAAUGAGCAAACCUAUACUUGGCAGCUGGAACUUUCUGAUUCACAUCCCGUCCUACGAUUUGAGUUAUGCCCAAAAGACGUUCAUACCGACCAGCUCUCAGUGUUCGGAGCACGGACCGUCGACUUCCGCUCCCAUACACUGAUAUGCGGAGGCACGGGCUUGAAUUCUUUUUCACAAGGUCAAGUAAUUCUUUCAGUAAAAAUGAAUACUCGCGACUCGUUUGCCGUUUCGGUUCUUGGCAAUCAUACAGGGAAGGCUAUGCCGCUUAUGAUCGGAUCCUCAGUUCUAGAAGUUGAUGAUGGUGUAGCGAUAUUAGGGGGCGGCGCCACUUGUUUUUCCAUGGGCACAUACUGGGAAGUUGGCGCCCGCAUCAUCAGCAUCGUCGACCGCGAAGGCUACCGUGAGAAUAUGAAGUCUGCUGAAAAAAAAUGCCCACUUCUGCAAUUUGUGGGAUCGCAGAGAUUCAACGGGAGCACUAUACGCCGGGAGGAGUGUCUAGCACCUAAUCAAAGUACAUCGACAGUCACGCCAAUACGGCGAAUACUUCUGGAAUCACCGGAACAGCUCAGUGACAUGGCCAAAGCAGGGCUGCCAGUGAUAAUCGAGAAAGCUGACUUGGGAGCUUGCGUGCGCAAAUGGACACCAGAAUACAUGGUAGAUCGUGUGGGUUACAAUACUAAGGUCAUCAUACACGAUUGCAUACGAGAUACCGACAAACUGGACUUCAAUACCAAGAAUUUCAACUACAAAACGGAAAAAUUUGGGAUUGUUAUGAAGCGAGCGGCUGCUGGGGAGCGAAUAUACCUCCGAGCUCUGUCACAUGACAAACCUGCAGACAUAGCCACGAAUAUUGAUAACGACUUCCCUGGUUUGGCUGCCGACUUUCGUCUUCCCGGUAUGAUGCAGUGCAUCCGAAAUUGCUUAUUCAGCUCUGUUCUCAGAGUAUCCGGUAAAGUAAAUAUGUGGUUGCAUUAUGACGUCAUGGCGAACAUGUAUACCCAAAUUGCAGGGUCCAGGCGCAUGAUACUCUUUCCGCCUGGUGAUAUAAGUCUCCUUUCUUUUACUCCAGGGGCCUCAACUUCAAGUCUCGACAUCUUUUCUAUGCUGAAUACCGCUCAAAUGGAAGGGUCACAUCCCUAUGAAGCCGUACUUGAACCAGGAGAUAUUCUGUUUCUUCCCCCUCUUUGGCCACAUACAGCUACUGCAGUUACAAAUAUGAGCAUAGCUGUUAAUGUCUUCUUUAAAAAUCUCGAGGCCGGGUAUGCUAUGGGCAGAGAUGUUUACGGAAACCGGGAUCUUGCUGCAUAUGAGAAGGGACGACUGCAUAUAGCUCGGAUAGGGAAAAGUUUUGAAAAGCUCCCAUUAGACAUACGACGUUUUUACCUUAAAAGACUAGCUAAUGAACUAGAAACUAUAGUAGAAGGAACUUAA
Messenger RNA from Ustilaginoidea virens, 3090 nucleotides. RefSeq lists its product as uncharacterized. Gene Ontology annotation, biological process: tRNA methylation; wybutosine biosynthetic process. Bases 1 to 3090 code for a protein of 1029 amino acids. The transcript is spliced from 7 exons. Lineage: Eukaryota; Fungi; Ascomycota; Sordariomycetes; Hypocreales; Clavicipitaceae. Gene Ontology annotation, molecular function: protein binding; tRNA methyltransferase activity. The record is from RefSeq and is a predicted model, not a curated record.